AUGCUAUUGGGUUUUGCAAAAGGUUUAGAACGUGAUCUGAAAAAGCCCGCCUUCAUGUUUUUUCUAUGGUAAAGGUUUUUAGAAUUACCACCUUGGAUAGGAGUGGAGAUUCUCAAAAUCUAACUUUCUCAGCAAUGGUUAUUGUAAUUUGAUAAUCCAGUUGUGCAAAGAAAACUAAUUUAAAAUAACAUACUCCCACAAAGUAUAGAUAACUUUAAUCUUUCCAUGAUUGUGCUGUGUGUUGGGCAAUCUCUGACCUGUAGGCUUCUCUCCACGAAUAUUUAAAUUAUGGUAGCCAUUUAAAGCCUUGAGUACUUUGAAGAUGAGCCUGAAGAGGAGCUAUUUAAGAGAAUAAUUUAUUUGAUACAGAUCAUUCAAGAGAACUAAAUCAACCAACCAAAGGAGAGUAUCGAGGAAUUUUAAUAUUACUAUAUACAAGAAGAUGCAAAAUGCAUUGAAGUUAACUUAGCAGCAGGCCCAAAAACAUACAGAACUGUUGAAUGUGCUGUCAAGAUGGUUAAGAAGAAAGUGUCUUUGAAUGUCACUGGCAAGAUCAAAAGGAUAGCAACCCAUAUGCAAAAGGAUGCAAUGAGACAACCUCUAGUGUUCUCCACUUCCUCUUCAUUAAGAGCUGGAACAACCUCAGACGAAAAGUCAGAAAGUAAGCAGAAGGACUCGGAGUCUUUCUAGAAGGAUUUCAUCAGUGACUCCGUAUCAGAUGGGGAUGAUGAAGAGUUCACUCCAAGAAGAACAACCCAGAGGAAUGUUACUAGGAGAACAAGCUUAGAGCAAGAAGAGAUUUAAAGACACGAAGUUGAAGAAAGCAAAAAGAUUAUUGAAGAUGAUAAUGAACACUUGCAGGUGUCUCUCUCCAUGAGUAAAGAUCAGAGACUUGAUAUCAAGUCAUUUAUGGAUAAACUAAACUCGAUAAAGCAAAAGAAUGUUUAGUCCUUAACGGACAGAGCAUCCAACUGCUAGCAAAACCAAUAGAAAACUCUUGAAAUGUAUAAGAAAUUGCAAACAUUCAAAAUUGGGGAGACAAUCAAUGGCUAUCAAAAUAUUUUGCAGCAGAGGAAUAAGAUGAUCAAGACUCAAAGUCAUAAAUUUUUCGAACCUGUCAAAUUAAAUCUAUAGGAUUUAGAAAAAUCACAGCAAUAGUAUGAAGGAGCUCAUCAUUUAUAAAGCACAUAAUUUAACAGUAUAAAUAGUUUGCAGGGUGAUACCACAACGCAAAUAUAGUCCAUAUCACCAACAUUAAGACCUGACCAUAUCAAAAAAAUAGCAAAAAGGUUUGGAAUAUAAUAUGAGCUCAAUCCAAUGGUAAAAUACAUUGAAUCUGAUUUAAUAUGGGUGGCAUAUCUUUAUCUAUUACUGAACAUAUCAGAUUAUAAUCUACAAACCUAAGAAGGGAUUCCUGAUGAUUCUAUGAUCACCUUAAAAAAGCUGAUCCAGUCUCAUGAUUUUGAUUAGCUUGUGGAGUUUCCUAUAAAACUGCACCCUGCCUUUGAAUAUCUGUAAAUGCUUUUGACUUAUUAAAGAUAGCUAAGAGAUACUUAGUUGAAUCUUUUGAAAAAUGAUACUGAAAGAAUCUAGUACAUUGAAAAUUGCUCUUGGUUUUGCUUUAAGGAGCAAAGAAUACAUCAUGCUUCUACUGAUGAGUGUGGAAUUUAUUUCUAUAACUUCAAACAUUAUAAAAAGUCAUAUAUGAUGCCUGAAUGCUUGAUGGUAUCUAUGGAUGAUAGACAUAAAAGGUUAUUACCCAAUAAUCCAUCCGGAAAAGUAAAAUUAAACUUUGAUUCAACCGUAAACGAUCAAUCAAUAGGAUUUAACUGUGAACUCAAACCAUCAACUUAAUAAGUUCAUGUAUAAGAGGAUAAGAAAGUAACAUAGGAAAAUAUUUUCGAUGCAAUAAUUAGAGUUGUUGAAUCAAUCAGCAGUUUCAGAGCUUUACCCUAACUUUAAAAAGCUUUAUUCUAGCCUAACAAAAUCUUAUAACAAAUAAGAGAAAGUAGUCUAAGAUAAAGAUCUCAGGGAGAUAUUGGAAUCAAUAGUAAUACUAAGAAAAUUAUUACGAAUUCCAAUUCAGUUUCAAACAUUAAAGACUCCAAGUAUAUUCUUCACUGUACUGGAGAAGAUAGCUGUAGUAUGACAAGAUAAAAUUCGCUAUCCAAGACUAGAAUCAAAAGUUAAAAGUCAUCUACUACCAUAAAUAAUCAAAUCAAAUCUUAAUGA
Molecule: messenger RNA, 2232 nt
Organism: Stylonychia lemnae
Lineage: Eukaryota; Ciliophora; Spirotrichea; Sporadotrichida; Oxytrichidae
Source: the annotation of a GenBank genome assembly